This is a messenger RNA of Gloeophyllum trabeum ATCC 11539, 1801 nucleotides long. RefSeq names its product serine carboxypeptidase. The record is from RefSeq and is a predicted model, not a curated record. The coding region runs from base 92 to 1642 and encodes 516 amino acids. Lineage: Eukaryota; Fungi; Basidiomycota; Agaricomycetes; Gloeophyllales; Gloeophyllaceae. Gene Ontology annotation, cellular component: fungal-type vacuole. The transcript is spliced from 11 exons. Gene Ontology annotation, molecular function: serine-type carboxypeptidase activity. Gene Ontology annotation, biological process: proteolysis.
GUUUGCUUGACAUUCACCUUGCAUCACCCCAGCCAACGCCGACCUCGUCGUCUGUUAGUAUAGCAUCGAGUACCGCGACAUACGAGUGACUAUGAGGGCAGGUCUUGCUUUCGGCGUACUAGGCGCGUUUGUGGCGUCGACGGUCUCCGCGACGCGCCUCGGUAGUGGUCAACAGGCCUUCUCCAGUUACAAGUAUGGCGGCAAACCCGGUACACGCCAGCAGAAGCAACCGGCGUACAGUGUCAAUUAUGACUUGUCGAGCUACGAUGCUGGGCUGUUCACUCCUCUUGGAAGUCUGAGCGCUCUGGGAGAGGAGUUCACUACCCUCGGGCACCCCGCGUUCCCGCAUUACAGCGUCAGGGUUAAGAAGAGUGAUUUCUGUGAUGGAACCGUGCCGGCUUAUACUGGUUAUAUUGACAUUGAGGCGAGGCAUCUGUUCUUCUACUUCUUCGAGAGUAGGAGCGACCCCGACAAGGACGAUGUCAUAUUCUGGACAAAUGGAGGGCCAGGAUGCUCGUCUUCACUCGGGCUAUUCAUGGAACUGGGCCCCUGCAGAGUGCCCAGUCCCAACGGCACCGUCUUCCACCCCGAAUCCUGGAAUUCCAAAGCAAACAUAUUCUUCAUCGACCAGCCAGUCGGUGUAGGCUUCUCGUAUGCCGAGUACGGGGAGGCAGUUAGCACCAGCGAAGAAGCAGCUAAGGAUAUUGCCGCUUUUGUCUCGAUCUUCUUCGAGAACUUCAGCAGCUUCAAGGGCAGGCCGUUCCACAUGGCUGGGGAGUCUUACGGGGGCCGUUACAUCCCCGUAUUUGCAUCGGCGGUAUACGACCAGAAUGUUAAACUUCUCGAGGCUGGUCUGACGCCUAUCAACCUGACCUCUGUCAUGAUCGGGAACGGGAUAACUGAUGCGUUCACGUUGACACCAUCGUACUAUGACAUGCAAUGCACCCCGGCAUCUGUGCCACCCAUCCUCGAUAUUAGUACCUGUGUGAGAAUGAAACAGGCCAUCCCGAGAUGCCAGAAGCUGAUGAAGAACAAUUGCGUGGACGUCUUCGAUGCCAUCGGGUGCGAGGAAGCCAUGGCUAUCUGCUCGAUGGAGCUGGAGGAUCCAUUCUUUAGUAGCGGUAUGAACCCCUAUGACAUCAGUAAAGUAUGCGAUGGUCCCAUCUCGGAGACCCUCUGCUACCCUAUCACCAAGGUCAUUGGCCAAUACCUCGACCGCCCCGAUGUACGCGCUGAGAUCGGCGUUGACCCCGCCAUCACCCGGAACUUCAGCUCUUGCAGCGACGCCGUCGGUGCCGCGUUCAACGCGGCCGACGACGGACUCUUCCCGACGUACCUCUACGUCGCGGGCCUGCUCGAGCGCGGCGUGAAGGCGCUCAUCUAUGUCGGCACGUACGACUGGAUAUGCAACUGGGUCGGCAAUGAGCGGUGGACGCUCGCGCUUGAGUGGAGCGGGAAGGAGGCGUUUGGCCGGGAGGCCCUGAGGGAGUGGGAGGUGGAGGGAAAGGUUGCUGGGAAGACGAGGAGCGCGGGUGGGUUGACGUUUGCGACUAUUGAUGCGGCUGGACAUAUGGUUCCGUAUGACAAGCCGAAGGAGGCCUUAGAAAUGGUAAACAGGUGGCUGGCUGGCGAGGAACUGUAGUACCGCUGCCGACCCGAUCAGUGCAGAUUGCGACCUGAGGUGAUCUUGUAAGGGCUAGUGUGUGGUAGCCCAUGAGUUUCAGAAACAUAAUAUGACUUUGCCUAGAUAUCGGCAUGAACAUAUCGCGGUUGCACUCAGGGUUCAGGACUUCAGUGUACC